GAAUUGCAAUCCUUCCUAAUCUUCCCACGCCUUUUCGCUUCAUUUCCUAAUCUGAUCGCCGCGCUUUUUGGACACGCCAAAACACCUUCCAUGUUCUGAACUUGCAAUCCUUCCUAAUCCUCGAUACAAGUCUUCCUCCUCUUCACCCAUCCCAUCUAUAUAUAAACGCACUCGCCACAAAAAGACUCAGCACGAGACGAGAGCAAGCCAAGCACGAGACUCACAAGGACCAACAGAAAGAGCCAGCACACCAUCGCAGCGCGGGCAGGCGACGCAAGAAACAGAGGGGAAGAGAUGACGGUGGUCGUGAGCGGGAACUGGACGCGGGUGCGGACGCUGGGCCGCGGGGCGUCCGGGGCGGAGGUCUUUUUGGCGGCGGACGAGGUGUCCGGGGAGCUGUUCGCGGUCAAGUCCUCGGCGGCGGCGGGCGCGGAGAUGCUGAGGCGGGAGCAGGAGGCGAUGUCCAACCUCCGCUCGCCGCACGUCGUCCCCUGCAUCGGCGGACGCGGGGCCCGGGACGGGUCGUACCAGCUCUUCCUUGAGUUCGCGCCCGGCGGGUCGCUCGCCGACGAGGUCGCGAGGAAUGGAGGGCGGCUCGAGGAGCGCGACGUCCGCCGGUACGCGGCCGACGUGGCCAGGGGGCUCGCGUACGUCCACGGGACGGGGCUAGUGCACGGGGACGUCAAGGCGAGGAACGUCGUCAUCGGCGCCGACGGCCGGGCCAAGCUCGCGGACUUCGGGUGCGCGAGGAUGGUGGCGGGUUCUGCCAGGCCGUUCGGCGGCACGCCGGCAUUCAUGGCGCCCGAGGUGGCCCGCGGGGAGGAACAGGGCCCCGCGGCCGACGUCUGGGCGCUGGGAUGCACCGUCAUCGAGAUGGCCACCGGGCGCGCCCCGUGGAGCGACGUGGACGACGUGCUCGCUGCGGUGCACCGGAUCGGGUACACGGACGCCGUCCCCGAGGUUCCCCCAUGGCUGUCCGCGGAGGCCAAGGACUUCUUGGUCCGGUGCUUGGCAAGGCGCCCAAGUCACCGGUCCACGGCGGCACAGCUGCUCGAGCACCCAUUCGUUGCCUCCGCCGACGGUUGCGACGCGAAGCUGGAAGUCGCCAAGGGCAAAUGGGUGUCUCCCAAGAGCACGCUGGACGCGGCAUUAUGGGAGUCCGACACCGACGACGAGGACGACGACGUGUCACAGAGCACGGCCGAGAGGAUCAAGGCGUUGGCUUGCCCUACCUCAGCGCUGCCGGACUGGGACUCCGACGACGGCUGGAUCGAUGUGGUCUCCACGCCAAAUCAAGCAUCCAACGCAGCGGCCGUGCCGGUCGAGGAUACGACUGGCGCCGACGGCGGUGUCAGAAGCGACGACGAAGUGAGCGCCGAGGUCGAGCCCCUCGACAUUGACGUGGACAGUGGCGAUAGCGCCCACAAUGCAGGAGAAACCGAUGCUUCACCUGAACACGAGAGGCAUCUGCGUGCGAAUUCACCCUGUAAUGACGAAGUUUCAUGUAAAUUACAGUGUACCAGAAACAAUGCAACUCAUUUUGUUCUCGCCCAAGUUUUGCUCUGUUCGUCCCUUUCCUUAAAUUCAGAAAUUCUUCUUCUUUCGAAGCCUCUCUGUUUCUUGCGUGGGACGGUCGGAGCACUGAACACCCGCGUUACGCGUGCACAUUUACCGUGAGAGCGCGAAACGGAA
Messenger RNA from Phragmites australis (common reed), 1692 nucleotides. Its product is annotated as mitogen-activated protein kinase kinase kinase 17-like. Lineage: Eukaryota; Viridiplantae; Streptophyta; Magnoliopsida; Poales; Poaceae. Gene Ontology annotation, molecular function: ATP binding; protein kinase activity. The transcript has a single exon. Gene Ontology annotation, biological process: protein phosphorylation. Bases 295 to 1677 code for a protein of 460 amino acids. The record is from RefSeq and is a predicted model, not a curated record.